Molecule: messenger RNA, 3031 nt
Organism: Oreochromis aureus
Lineage: Eukaryota; Metazoa; Chordata; Actinopteri; Cichliformes; Cichlidae
Product: general transcription factor IIF subunit 2-like
Exons: 8
Coding region: 89-856 (255 amino acids)
Biological process (GO): transcription initiation at RNA polymerase II promoter; transcription by RNA polymerase II
Cellular component (GO): transcription factor TFIIF complex
Source: RefSeq, a predicted model, not a curated record
UACUCCUGAGUAAAUUGAACGUUCACCAGCCGGGCGUCCCUGUUUGUACUUGUUUAUUUAGCCAAUUCUCGCAUUACUGUUUAAAACGAUGUCAGAGAAAAUGGAGGUUGACCUGAGUGGAGUUAAACAAAGUAAAGGCGUGUGGCUUGUGAAGGUUCCCAAGUAUUUAUCUCAGCAGUGGGACAAAGCUGCAGAAAAGGGAGACGUUGGAAAGAUUACCAUUGGAAAGAAGCAAGGCAAAACAGAGGUAUGUUUCAGCCUCAGCGACGAGCUGACGGCCUUGGAUGCUGUGGGGGAGAACGAUGCAUCACUGCAGGUCCCAAAGGAUCAUCCUUUCACAAUGCACACAGUGGGUGGACAGACCAUGGCAGUCUUCAGCCACAGUGACACAGAUGAAAUCAGUCUGGAGGGGAUGGUGGUGCACCGAGCCGAAUGCAGACCAGUCGUCACUGACAGCUACAUGAAGCUGAAGAAACUGCAGAUUAAAGAGUCCGUCAAGCCUCAGCGUUUGUCACAGCAGCUGGAGAGAGCCGUCACCACCAUCUUCAAGCCUGUGGCCAACCAUGAUUUCAAUGUGGAGUAUGAGAAGAAAAAGAAGACCGAAGGGAAGAUGGUGAGAGCUGAACGUCAGCUCGUGUUGGACAUGCUCUUCUCGGCCUUCGAGAAGCACCAGUAUUACAACAUUAAGGCACUGGUGGACAUCACCAAACAACCUGUGACCUACCUGAAAGAAAUCAUGAGGGAAAUCGGCACAUACAACAGCAAAGGCGCUCACAAAAGCACCUGGGAACUGAAGCCAGAGUACCGACACUACCAAUCUGCUGAGGAGGAAGAGGAGGAGAUGCAGACCGCCUAGGUCGAGCCAGAGUCCUCUGAAGUAUCUUCUGGGCCUCAAAUUUGCAAUGAAUUUAAGUUUUUUUUCAGUAAUUUUUUUUUUAAUGUUGACAGAAGUAUGGGGAGAAAAAGCUUUGUGUGCACUCAAACAUAACUAAUAUGGCACGAUGGUGUAAAAUCUUUAUUUUUGUGUGUAUUCCAAGAAAUAAAUAAAUGUCCUCUGCUGAGGAAAACAAAGAUUAAGGGGCAAAAUGGCUGGAAAUUUCUAGUAAUGAUGCCUCUUUCUAGGAGUGUUACUAUGGCAACUGUGAACAGCCUUAAACUAUGGUUACAAUGAAUCACACCAGGAGGAAACCUAUACUGCUGCUGGUCUGACCGCACCCCAGCUAUUAAAUGUGUGUCAGCAGGUCUCAUUUCCAUUAGUUUCGAGUGAGCACAACGUUUUUUUUCCCCCUUUUUUUCAAGCCAUGCAAUUAAGUUUUUGUAAUUAACAAAAGUAUUAACUCUUCUAUAACCAGCUCAUUUUCCCAAAAUGUGAUCUCAUCUUCACACAAGUCACAAGUAUAGACAAACACACUGUCUUUAAUAGAAUUAUUGUCUUUUACUUUUACCUCUUUUAUUUUCCCCCACCAGCACAGUGCAAAGCAGUUCUGCUUCGGUUGCUUUUGAGAAGAAGCCCACAUUUCAAAAGGUUUGAGACCCUUUGAAAAUGCCACAUAGCAGCAGUUGGGGUAACAUCCAUGGGGAAGAAAAAAAACACGUUUGCGAAUCAUUGGUGAAUUUCUUCUGAUAACCUCUCUCUUAGCUCUCAGCCUGGCAGUUUUGUGGUACCAUGACAGUGCCAACCCUACAUUAAGAGCUGCCAGUGUGUUGGUUUAGAAGAGUAGAGAAGAGUUAAGUUACAGUCCUGAGCCCAGACACCCUUCAGAGAGAACAGAUUUCCCCCGGUUAUACCUUCAAUCUCCUUUAAUGCACUGCCCACAGCUCGUGGCUGUGAGGAUAAGAAUGAAGAUGUACAAAUCAAUUAACAGCUCUGCUUUCACACUUACUGCAUCAACAACGACAAAAACAUGGGUGUAGUUUGUUUUAGAUAUGAAGCCUAUGUAUUAGUCUUAAAUAUGCAUUCUGUAUGAAAGCCACUAGAUGGUGAUAGCUGUGAUUGCAGAGAUUACCAAUCCCAUAGAAGAAACAGGCAAACAACAUUUUAUCUUAUCAAACCUUGCAACACGUGUCAGUUUCUUUAAAAGAUAGUACAUAUCGUUUAUUUGUGGUUAUUAUCCUCCACGUUAAUGAGUCUAGUUGUUGAGACUAAAGACCUUAGGACAUCAAAUAUAUUUUUGAGUUUGUCUGACAACCAGGUAAUUUGACAGUUGGCUACACACGUUUCUUUGUACUGCAGAUCACUAGGCUGCUAUGAACCACUACUGUAAAACUAUGGACGACCAUGAGUACAAAAAUGAAUUACAUCAUUAAGUCAUUAAUAAAAUUAGAAAUUGAUGUUUUAUUACCGACAUUUAAAGCCAGUAACUCAUUUUGGCACUUGUUGCCCUCCAUAUAACCUUCACACAUUUAAUACCAAUCUCAUCACCAACUUCUCAUUCAGUAAAUUGCAUUCAUCAUACACCUGACCUUGGGUCAACAGCCACAAGCACUUUAGCUCACUCCUGAACAACCUCUGUACUACCAGCUCUAGUCGUCCUACUAAUUUGUGUUUAUCCAUUACUUUGUAUGGCACCAUUUUCCAGUAAAGCAACAUUUUUUCUUGAAAUUUGCUUUUACACAUAGGACUCCUUUUAUACAUGAAGCCCACACAUUACAUUGCCAGCAGCUACUGGCUGUGACUGUUCUGCACUUCACAAAAACCUGAGAAUCAAAAAGGUGAAUGAGAAAACCCAAAGACAACUGCACAUGAGAUCAGCUUGUCAAAGCUACAAAAGCAUCUUUUCAAGCAAUUCAAAAAGGAUAUUCUGAAAUUCAACCCACAAACUGCCUGUUUGCAGCACUAGAAGUGAAGGUUGUCACAGAAAUACAGAGAAAUGAAAUGGAAAGUUGUGGUACUCGUUUUUAUUCGUUUUCAAAUUAAACCAUAAGUCUUUAUUGUAGAUGGAAUCUUAUUUAAUGCAACCACAAACCCAAACUCAAAGGGGUCUGGUGAUGCCAACCUGUAUGGAUCGUUGCUAAAACAGUUAUGCAGACA